AUGAGUGACCAACAGCUGCCAACAUCAUACAGUUCAUUACCAUUUCGCCACAUCAAAGUGGAACAUGUACCGGCAUCAUCUCCGACUCCAACGCCAGUCCUUUUGAUCAAGCUCCAUCGACCAGAAAAAUUGAAUGCAUUUACUUUUGUAAUGCAAGAUGAUCUGGAGCUGGUGUAUCGACUUGUGGACAAGGAUCCACGAGUCAAAUGUCUUGUGUUGACAGGAUCGGGAAAAUCGAUGUGUGCAGGGAUGGAUUUACAAUUGGGAUUUGGGAAAGACGCAGAGUCUUCCACACAGGAGCGUGAGAGAAAUGCCGAUCAUCGAGAUUCAGGUGGCCAAGUGGUCCUUGCCAUCCAUCAAUGCUCCAAACCCACCAUUGCCGCAAUCAACGGUGCUGCCGUUGGCGUCGGUAUCACAAUGUGUCUACCGGCAGCAAUCCGUGUUGCAUACGCAAAGGCCAAGAUUGGAUUUGUCUUCAGCCAACGAGGAAUCGUCAUGGAGGCGUGCUCUUCCUUCUUCCUUCCUCGUCUCAUUGGACAUUCACGAUCACUCUUCUUGACCACGACUGGUGGAGUCUACACUGCCGAUUCCCCCCAUUUCGGCCCUUUGUUUGCUGAGGUCUUGCCAACUCCCGAAGCAACUGUGCAAAGAGCCCUCGAGCUUGCCAAUCAGGUUGCCAACAAUACGUCAAUCGUUUCCACCAAGUUGAUGCGAGAUCUCAUGUAUCGAGGCCCACUCAGCGCUGAAGAGACUCACCUUCUUGAUUCGAGAAUCCUAGAUGGGAUUCACAUGAAAAAGGAUAAUAGUGAAGGGGUGCAAAGUUUCUUGGAGAAAAGGCCAGCGAGGUUUGAGGGUGCGUUGCCUGCUGAUGGACCUGACGUGUAUCCUUGGUGGACACCGGUGGAUACCUCGAAGGUAUCACCAGUGAAUAGCAAGGGUGGGUCUUCGAAAUUAUAG
Molecule: messenger RNA, 957 nt
Organism: Exophiala mesophila
Lineage: Eukaryota; Fungi; Ascomycota; Eurotiomycetes; Chaetothyriales; Herpotrichiellaceae
Exons: 2
Coding region: 1-957 (318 amino acids)
Source: RefSeq, a predicted model, not a curated record